AUGAGUGGACAAGGCAAAGGAGGUAAAGGACUCGGGAAAGGAGGAGCCAAGCGGCACCGUAAGGUCUUCCGUGACAACAUCCAGGGCAUCACCAAGCCCGCUAUCCGCCGCCUGGCUCGCCGCAGAGGAGUCAAGCGUAUCUCCAGUGUGAUCUACGAGGAGACUCGCGGUGUGCUCAAGGUGUUCCUGGAGAACAUCAUCCGGGAUGCUGUCACCUACACCGAGCACGCUAAGAGGAAGACUGUGACCGCCAUGGAUGUGGUGUACGCCCUGAAGAGGCAGGGCCGCACUCUGUAG
Girardinichthys multiradiatus is the source of this 297-nucleotide messenger RNA. RefSeq names its product histone H4-like. The coding region runs from base 1 to 297 and encodes 98 amino acids. Lineage: Eukaryota; Metazoa; Chordata; Actinopteri; Cyprinodontiformes; Goodeidae. Gene Ontology annotation, molecular function: protein heterodimerization activity; DNA binding; structural constituent of chromatin. The record is from RefSeq and is a predicted model, not a curated record. Gene Ontology annotation, cellular component: nucleosome. The transcript has a single exon. Gene Ontology annotation, biological process: nucleosome assembly.